Prunus armeniaca (apricot) is the source of this 948-nucleotide messenger RNA. The record is from the annotation of a GenBank genome assembly. NCBI's taxonomy places the organism in Eukaryota, Viridiplantae, Streptophyta, Magnoliopsida, Rosales, Rosaceae.
AUGGCCUCUGAUAUGGAAGGUGUCAAAUAUGAGGAGGAGUUCAUCUUAAAUUCUCGAGGAAUGAAGCUUUUCACAUGCAGAUGGCUCCCAAAAAACACCACACCCAAAGCCUUAAUCUUCAUCUGUCAUGGAUACGCCAUGGAAUGCAGCAUCACCAUGAACAGUACUGCAAUCAGGCUUGCCAAAGCAGGCUUUGCCUUAUAUGGGAUUGACUAUGAAGGCCAUGGAAAAUCAGCAGGCCUUGAAGGCUAUGUCAAAAGCUUUGAUGAUGUAGUGGAUGACUGUACCAAUCACUUCACAAACAUAUGUGAAAGCAAAGAGAACAAAGGAAAAAUGAGGUAUCUGUUGGGAGAGUCAAUGGGAGGAGCUGUGGCUCUGCUGGUGCACAGAAAAAAGCCAGGGUUUUGGGAUGGUGCAGUUUUGGUUGCACCUAUGUGUAAGAUUGCAGAUGAAUUGAGGCCAUCUCCUUUCGUCAUCAGUGCUUUGACAAAGCUCUGCAAGUUCAUUCCAACCUGGAAAAUAAUCCCAACAAAUGAUAUCAUCGACGUUGCUUUCAAAGUACCCGAGAUAAGAGAACAGAUCAGAGAAAACCCCUACUGUUACAAAGGCCGGCCUCGGCUUCAAACCGGCUACGAGCUUUUGAGGGUGAGCUCGGAUCUUGAGCAGAGGCUUGAAGAGGUCACCUUGCCAUUCCUAGUUUUACAUGGGGAAGACGAUAAGGUGACAGAUAAAUCAGUCAGCAAACAGCUUCAUAACGUGGCUUCUAGCCAGGACAAGACAUUGAAGAUGUACCCAAAUAUGUGGCAUGGUCUGCUCUACGGAGAAACACCUGACAACAUUGAGAUUGUGUUUUCAGACAUAAUCAGCUGGUUAGAGAACAGAAGUGCUUUUGGCAAUUCAAGGUUGGAGGGAGAGUUGAAAAGUGGAAAUGACGAUUUGUCCAAGUAG